Phragmites australis (common reed) is the source of this 1814-nucleotide messenger RNA. RefSeq names its product myosin-binding protein 7-like. Bases 306 to 1373 code for a protein of 355 amino acids. The transcript has 3 exons. NCBI's taxonomy places the organism in Eukaryota, Viridiplantae, Streptophyta, Magnoliopsida, Poales, Poaceae. The record is from RefSeq and is a predicted model, not a curated record.
CGUGGAAAGCUCACCGGUAGAAUGCUAUUCGCCUAUUCCAAUGGUCGAUUUCCUUUCCCCAAUCACUCGUCAGUUGAAUUCGAUUGAACUAUUCAAUUCAGUGCCGCCUCCUCCUAAUCCAGCUGCUCCAGCCUAGCUAGCUCACGUCGUCCAACAGACGCCACCCCACAUACACAGCAGAGAGAGAGGGGGGAUCGCGGCGUUCCGUUACUUCGCCGCCGUGCCGUUAGCUCCCGACGGCGGCGGCGGGGUCCGAGCUCGGGACUGGGGAGCCGCGUGUCGCCAGCUACCACAUACAUGCAUCCAUGGAUCUGGUCGCGGACACCUCCCCGUCGCGGCGGUCGGUGAAGCGGCGGCCGCCCGCGCGGUCACCGGAGCUGUCGCCGAAGGCGUGGGCCGGGGCCGGGGAGGCGGCGGCGGAGCUGAUCCGGCGGGUGGAGGAGCUGGAGGCGGCGGCGGCGCGGAUGCGAGGGGAGAAGGAGGCCGCGGAGGAGGCAGCGCGCGGGCUGCAGCAGGAGCUGGACGCGGAACGGGCCUCGGCGGAGACGGCGGCGAGCGAGGCGAUGCUCAUGAUCGAGCGGCUGCAGCGGGAGAAGGCCGCAGCGCAGAUGGAGGCCCGCCAGUUCCGGCGGUACGCCGAGGGCCGCGCGGACCGGGAGCGCGAGGUACAGGAGGAGCUCGCCUCGCUCUCCGACCUCGCCGCGUCGUACCACUCCCGCCUCCAGUCACACGGCAUCGACCCGGAUUCUUUCUCCGACGAGGAUGAGGAGCAGGACGAGGACGAGGACGAGGGUGAAGAGGUGCAGCAAAUAGACAUGGCCGCGCUAGAGGCGGAGCGGAACGGCGGCGACUUGAGCAGAGGCAUGGAGGUGAAAGCUAUGGUUGACGACGACGAGGAGGAGCCGUCGUCCCCCAUGGAGAAGGAGUUCGAGUACACGGUGGAUGUUACGUGCGCGAGCACGACGAAGACAGUCGGCUCGGUGGUGGCGGAGUAUGUGGGGGAUGCGAACGCAGGGGGAUUGUACGCGAGGGUGGAGGCGCUGGAAGCCGACAGGGUGGCGAUGCGGAGGGAGAUCGCGGCGCUGCGUGCGGAGAGGGCGCAGCUUGUGAUGGCCAGGGAGAUGGCGCGGCGGCUGUGCUGGGAGAUGGUUGCUGAGCAGAGAGCCAUUGUGAAGAAGGCGGCUGUCCCAGCGGGUAGCUUCUCGGUGCUCGGGAUAUGCAAGUGGGUGCUCUCAAUAAUAUUUUGGAGAAAUAGAAGUUCUAUGGCCAAGUAUACCUUUGGUUUGUCGACUACUUUCCUUGGUCUCCUGCUGCUUCUCAACAGAUCCACAAUGUUGAGCCCCUGGCGACGUUGGUCAAGGCCACAGCGAUGAAUACGACCUUCUCCAUCCAAUGGCCAAAUGCCUGUAAAUUCAGAGCUUGGAAUGAUUGUUUGGCUUUAUUGUGCAUGCGUAUUUCAUUCUUUGAUGCUUCUUUUUUCCUUUUACCACGUACAGUGUUUGAGGUGUAAGUUUUGGUUCUGAAGCUUUGAGCUUGCCGUAUAGCGUGUUAUUCAGACUAGGCUUGAAUAGCUUGUAAUUUGGGGCUAACUGGCACGCUCUGUAUAGAGUGUACAUCAUAGUAAGUUGUGGAAUCCGGUGGUGUUUGCUUGUGUGAUGCUAGCGUAUAGUGUGUUAUUCUCACACUCGAAUUCUCAGUUAGCACGAGUUGGUCAUCUUCUACCUUUCCCUUCUGACCCAGCUGGUACAAAAUGAUAUCGACACAUUUGGCAUGCUUGAAUAAAUUGUUUUCCCUUCUGGUUAUUUAAUUGUUUA